Molecule: messenger RNA, 1172 nt
Organism: Podospora bellae-mahoneyi
Lineage: Eukaryota; Fungi; Ascomycota; Sordariomycetes; Sordariales; Podosporaceae
Exons: 3
Coding region: 349-867 (172 amino acids)
Biological process (GO): vesicle-mediated transport
Cellular component (GO): intracellular membrane-bounded organelle
Source: RefSeq, a predicted model, not a curated record
UUCUGAUUCAAGGAGGCGCAGUGGCAUCAUCUGCUCCCGCACCUUUUCGCUUCAGAAGAGUUGCUUUGGUGCUUCCGUUGCCAGGAUCCACUGUGCUGAAACUUCUAUUGGGCAGCACGUCACUCACUCUCAAGCGGUGCCUGUCUUUGUUCAUCUACUCCCGCCACCCCUCUGCCAACAAAAUCCUAGAAAACACAUCAUCUAACACCACCUACAUCACCACUACUUGCAGCAGCAAAACGUGGAUUUUUAGACGUUUACAUCGAUAUCAGUUGAAUCUCGCCUUCGCAGAAUCUACAAAACAUCGCAGAUUGGAGCAACAGAGAAAAGCGAUAUCAAAUAGCCACAAUGGCUCCGCUCGUCUCUGAUCAGCUGGAGAAACGCCAGUCCUGUCCUUCAGGGUACUAUUACGACAGGGGUUACUGCUACCGCAACAGCGCCUGGAGCUGGUGGGGACGAUGGGUAUUCGCAGGUCUCGCCGUUCUCUUCGUUCUUUUGGUGUUUGCGCUUCUCUUCCGUAACUCACGCCGCAGAAGAAAGCAAGGCGCCCGACCACUCUACGGCACCGGCUGGAUGGCACCCGCACCGCAGUACUACCCACCUCCUCCUCAGUACACCCCUCAAGACCAGAAUCCCGCUCCUCCAGGCGGGUACAAGUACAACGGGAACGAUGGGUAUUAUGGCAAUCCUCAAGCUGGAAGCAGUCAAUAUGGCAGCCCGGGUCCUUAUGGUAACCAGGCGACGAGCCCCUACGGUCAGCAAGAGGGCAUUCAGCUUCAGCAACCCGAGCACGCUUAUCACCGUGGAGGUGACGCCGAUUAUGCCCCUCCUCCCGGACCUCCGCCCAAUGCCGCCACCAAGCCUUAAAUGGCUAAAAUCCUGGUUUCGCAUCUUUGUUUGUCAGAUGCUGGGAGGAAUGAGUUCUUGAUUAUGGCGUUCAGGAUGGGUUGGGUAAGGGAUGUAGUUACACAUUCCUGAGACAGGGUUUUUACGUUUGGAAAAGGGAGAUGAUGGAAGGGAAGAUUCAAGACGAUCCCUUGUGGGAUACCCCGUUUAUGAUGGCAAAACUUUCCUUUUUUGUUGUUCAACUACGCAGUACGCUGUUUUUUAGAGGUACACUAAUUAAUGCAUGAUAUGGGUUGACGAGCCUCACAUAUGUUGUCGUGAUAUCA